Molecule: messenger RNA, 1344 nt
Organism: Mycena indigotica
Lineage: Eukaryota; Fungi; Basidiomycota; Agaricomycetes; Agaricales; Mycenaceae
Product: F-box domain-containing protein
Exons: 5
Coding region: 1-1344 (447 amino acids)
Molecular function (GO): protein binding
Source: RefSeq, a predicted model, not a curated record
AUGCUUUCCACUACUCCUCCGGAAAUCACAGCGUUCAGUAGCUCAGAGCUUGUAAAGAAAGCUCAGAAUAUUCUUGACUCGGAAGUGCUUCAACUACAAGAAGCUAUAUGCAAUCUCAAGACUAAACGAAAUGCACUUUCAUCAAUCAGCCGCCUACCACCGGAAGUCCUAUCGCGUAUCUUUAUGUUCUGUGUCGUGCCCCAUUCCUCCAACUGGAUUGCUCAAGUCUCACAUGUUACCCGCUAUUGGCGUGCGACUUCGCUUGGUUGCCCACAACUCUGGGAUUGUCCGCCCUUUAUGCAUCGACACCAGCUGGCCGAACUGAUGCUAGCACGGUCUAAAACAGUCGUUUUCUCACUCUCGGGAACAGUGGCCUCGAUGACUGAACAACAGCGUCGCGUUUUCCUUCUUGCUCUAUCUCAGCUAUCGAGAAUCGCGAAUCUCUGCAUAGAUGAAGUUGAACCUCACUUCGUUACGAAGCACCUUGCCACUAUCAUCGAGCCUGCGCCGCAGCUUUCCUCCCUUGAAUUAUAUGGCUCGACUUUUUAUCCAUUUUCGCCUGAGGAGUCCUAUCUUCCCAUAACCUUUUUGGCCGGCCAAACACCUCAUCUCAAGACUUUGAGACUAGAAAUUAUCAGUCUUGAUUGGGGCUCGACCAUUGUGUCAUCCAGUAUUGUCCAUAUCAGCCUGAAGGACCUCCAUUUGCAAUACUCUUCCCUGGUGCAAUUCAUUCGCGCUCUUCGAAGAACACCGUCUCUUGAAACCCUCGAAAUACAACAUACGCUAAAAGACAUUAUAUCUAGCGUUGACACCCUUGACGCUCCAAAAACUCGGAUUUCCCUGCCAGCACUGAAGACAUUGGCUGUCACCGGCGAAAAGACCGUCGCUGCCGCCUAUCUUCUCAGUCAUCUUAUGCUUCCGCUGGGGACGAAGACCACCAUUUCCUGCAAAGGCAAUCAAGCCGACUCAAACCUGGCAAUUAUGUCCAUCUUUCAAAGUUUAUCGUCCACCGUUGGUCCCGACCACCUUAAAUCGAUUUCCCUCGUGGCCAUGGAUACGUAUCUCGCUUUUCGUGCUUGGACGUCAGCUGAAAUGCAUGCCGGAUCGAUUGUUGACGUUACUAUCUCGCCAUCGAGACUAGGGGACACAGACAACUUUGUAAUCGCAAGCAGUUCGCUGCCUUUACAAAGUCUUAGUGCCCUCCACGUUCAUGGUGGCAUGGAAACGGAAACAUGGAUUAGGGCCUUCGGUAACCUGAAUGGUCUUGAUUCAAUCACACUUGAAGGUGAAGAGGGCAAUGCUCGCUGGCAGUUUGGGCUUCUGGUUGCUGGCUGCGCUGGGUGA